AGUGGCGUUGAAGGCAUGAAUGGGGAGCCGCGCCGGGGGCGGUAGUUGCUGUGACUGACACCUUCGGGGUCAGUGCCGAGAGGGGGCGAUUCAGCCGGCUUCUGGCGUGCUCCCGAGCCCCAAGUUCUUGGGGGACGAGGCUUUCUGCAACGAUUGCUGCUACUUCCGAGGCACGAGACUCGUUUGGUCCAAGUGGUUGUGGGCCGAGCACACGUUGCUCCGGAGGUGUUCGCUGCUGAGGCAGUGUUUUCGGAUCCUGGGUACAUAAUCUGGAACCAGAAAGCAGCAAUGCAGCAAGUGUUGGAUAACCUUACGGAGCUGCCCUCAUCUACAGGAGCAGAAGAAAUAGACCUAAUUUUCCUCAAGGGGAUUAUGGAGAAUCCUAUUGUAAAAUCACUUGCUAAGGCUCACGAGAGGCUGGAAGAUUCAAAACUAGAAGCUGUCAGUGAUAAUAACUUAGAAUUAGUCAAUGAAAUUCUUGAAGAUAUCACUCCCUUAAUAAAUGUGGAUGAAAACGUGGCAGAACUGGUUGGUAUACUCAAAGAGCCUCACUUCCAGUCACUCUUGGAGGCCCAUGAUAUUGUGGCAUCAAAAUGUUAUGAUUCACCUCCAUCAAGCCCAGAAAUGAAUAAUUCUUCUAUCAAUAAUCAGUUAUUACCAGUAGAUGCCAUUCGUAUUCUUGGUAUUCACAAAAGAGCUGGGGAGCCAUUGGGUGUAACAUUUAGGGUCGAAAAUAAUGAUCUGGUAAUUGCCCGAAUCCUUCAUGGAGGAAUGAUAGAUCGACAAGGUCUGCUUCAUGUGGGAGAUAUCAUUAAAGAAGUCAAUGGUCAUGAGGUUGGAAACAAUCCAAAGGAAUUACAAGAAUUACUGAAAAAUAUUAGUGGAAGUGUCACCCUAAAAAUUUUACCAAGCUAUAGAGAUACUGUAACCCCUCAACAGAGUUGCAUCAGUAUGGAGAGGCAUCCAGCACACAUCCGUCAGGUGUUUGUGAAAUGUCAUUUUGAUUAUAAUCCAUACAAUGAUAACCUGAUACCCUGCAAAGAAGCAGGAUUGAAGUUUUCAAAAGGAGAAAUUCUUCAAAUUGUGAAUAGAGAAGAUCCAAACUGGUGGCAGGCUAGCCAUGUAAAAGAGGGAGGAAGCGCUGGUCUCAUUCCAAGCCAGUUCCUGGAAGAGAAGAGAAAGGCAUUUGUUAGAAGAGACUGGGACAAUUCAGGACCUUUUUGUGGAACCAUAAGUAGCAAAAAAAAGAAAAAGAUGAUGUAUCUCACAACCAGAAAUGCAGAAUUUGAUCGUCAUGAAAUCCAAAUAUACGAGGAGGUAGCCAAAAUGCCUCCCUUCCAGAGAAAAACAUUGGUAUUGAUAGGAGCUCAAGGUGUGGGACGAAGAAGCUUGAAAAACAGGUUCAUAGUGUUGAAUCCCACUAGAUUUGGAACUACAGUGCCAUUUACUUCACGGAAACCAAGGGAAGAUGAAAAAGAUGGUCAGGCAUAUAAAUUUGUGUCACGGUCUGAGAUGGAAGCAGAUAUUAAAGCUGGAAAAUAUUUGGAACAUGGGGAAUAUGAAGGAAAUCUCUAUGGAACCAAAAUCGAUUCUAUUCUUGAAGUUGUCCAAACUGGACGAACUUGUAUUUUGGAUGUCAACCCACAAGCCCUGAAAGUGCUGAGGACUUCCGAGUUCAUGCCCUAUGUUGUAUUUAUUGCUGCUCCAGAACUAGAGACAUUACGUGCCAUGCACAAGGCAGUGGUGGAUGCUGGUAUCACUACUAAGCUUUUGACGGACUCUGACUUGAAGAAAACAGUGGACGAAAGUGCACGGAUUCAAAGAGCAUACAACCACUAUUUUGAUUUGAUCAUCGUAAACGACAAUCUAGACAAAGCCUUUGAGAAACUACAAACUGCCAUAGAGAAGCUGAGAAUGGAGCCACAGUGGGUCCCAAUCAGCUGGGUUUACUGAUGGUUCAAUAAGGUUCAUAAUGGAAAUAAAACUUUUUAAAAGUAACUGCAACAAAUAAGCCUUCUACUGAGAAAAUACAUGCACAGAUAGAAGAUAUCUGCCAAGUUCAGGCAUUUUUAUUGUGUAGAUUGAAAUACCAGUACACUAUUCUGAAUUUUUAUAUAAAAUGUGGUUGGGAAGGUGUACUAAUAUAUAAUUUAUCUUAAUUUUUCUAACUUUUUAUGGAUAACCUUUCUAUUCAUACCACAUAAAGAAAUGCGUUGAAGCAUUUUGUAUAUGUUUUGAUUUAGUACCCUUGCCUUUUUCAUCAAAGGAAUUUUCAAAGCCUUCAUUCUCGCAUUGGUCUCCCAUUUUCACUGUGAUAAUGAAUACUUGAAAUAGUUUUGUAAAUCUGUCCUUUAGUUCAGUAUUUAACUAGUGAAGGGUCAGUUACUCUUUAUUAGGAGAAAAUAGUAGUUAUUGGCCUUCUUUCCUAAUAUUAAUUCAUACAGAAACAGAACUAUAAUGUCCACACCUUCCAAGUCUGACAUCAGAAGUCUGCUCAACACUACAUGGUUUCGUUAUUUCAGAGAUAUAUGGCUAUCCAUUCUAAUUUAGGCAGAUAUGUUUUUUUCCCCUUUUUUUCCAUCUUGAGGGAAAGUAAAGAGCAAUACUUUGCACUCUCAUUUGUUGCCAUGACAGGCUGAUACUAAGUGAAUGUGUACACAGCAAGGAAGGCCAUGCAGGCUAAGGGAGUGCCUUAUCCUGUAACACAUAACACAGCAAAAUGACACAUAAAGUUGAUUUAUUUUCACAUGUAGAAAUUUGACAAAAAUGAACCUACUGCUUUCAACAGUUUUUUAUUAGGAUAGUCAGCAAAUGUAUGAUGCCUUUGCAAAUUUCUGUGAUACUUUAAAAUGCCUCUAAGUUUGCAAGUGGGGGAUUUUCUGAAGAAUCAGCAUCCUUUCUGAAGUGUGAUGUGAUUGUUAGAAUACUUAAAUCUUUUGUGUUGAGAACCAAAUCCAUUGAACAACUUAGGAGAUUUGGAAAUAACUGUCAGCUGUCUUACCUAUAUAUAACAUAUACAUUAUAUAAUAUAUAUUAAAUAAGGUUUUAUAUAUUUUUUUUUACAUUUCUGUUAGGAAAUGCGCUUUUUUGUUUAGUAAUUAGGAAAACCGCUCUCUUUUAGAGGCAUUAACAUACUCAGAUUUUUAAAAUUCGCCUCAGUUAAAAUCUUCCUUUAGGAUUCUUGGAUGGUAUAAAUUCUUCCUCAAACAUAUUCAGAGAUGUAGCUCAUCAUUUAACUAAGUUAUGUUAUGUUGCUGCCAGCUUUUCAUAGGGACAGUAUUCACACCUACAGGGUUAGAUGCUUGUGGUCAUCUUUGGCCAUGGUAGGCAUCAGGCACCUGGCUGUUAAUUUUUCUCCUCAGCAAAGCUGUCACAUGGAACACUAGCCAGAAGGGCUUAGAGGGAAGAGAAAAUACCUGGCAAUAAGCAGUUAUGCACACAUUGCUUUAAAUCUUCUUCACAAUGAAACAGCCAAGUGGCUGUAUUGUUAAGAUUGGAAAUGUAUAGGUUUUUUUUUUUAUUCUAGAGUUUCAUAUCCAGAACACAAAUUCAUGUUCUUUGUCCUAGGAUAGGGAUAUUAGUGGUAAAAUGGAUCAUACCCUUUUAAUAACUUUGGUAACUUUUAAACCACAUAUAUUCGCAUCCAAUUCUCGGCUCCUCAAAGCAACCUGAAUCAAAGCAGUGUUGAGAUAAUGUCUUAUGAUUUAGUAUUUCAACACACUGUAAAUUUUCAGGAAAUGUGCUGUCUUCUGCACAGAGCCUCUUUGAACAACUUUGGGAUCAUCGUAGCAGCACAAGAAGUGUAUCCACAAAAUAUUUCAACUGUCUUCACAUAAUGGAGAUGAUUUUUACAUCAUCUGUAUUUUUAGCCUUAUCCUGUGGUUUAAAAUGCAUAUUAUUUAGAAAAUAGUCUAUACUUAAAGGAAUUAUUUCUAUUAUAAAUGGUAUUCAUGACUAGUUAAUAUACACUAGAUCCCCCAUAAUAUAAAAUGAAAUAAUGCUGUUUAGUUUAUCUCAGUCUAGAUGCCAGAGCUGAAGAGAAUAAAUUCAGAAAAGGUCACUGUAUCUCAGUAGUUAUUGAACUUGAAACUGAAGUCCCAUCUGAGUCUGCAGGACUCAGUAGAGCUGUACUGGGGCAAGGAGUCCCAGAGGCCCCAGGAUUCUCCCAAGGCAAUGAGAGUAUUGUUGUAAUCAAUGAAGUAUGAACUUCUCUUGCGGGAAAUAUCUAAAAUAAUUAGCUUUACUGAAGAGAAAACGGUUUAAAGGGAUGCUAAACAAUUGGUAAUAGUUAAAAUACAAAUGCACAUGCAAAUGCCUUUGGGAAACUUGUGCCAAUACAUUAAUGCACCCGAGGAUUCUUUGUGAUCAGAAGAGUGUCCACAUUCAGAUUUCAGGGCAUGACAAUUUAUAUACAACUAAAUAUUAUAUAUAUGUUUUUUAUUUUCAAAUGUACAAAUACCCCUAGAGGUAAUGUUCCUGGAUAAGUCAUGUAACAGUAUAACUAGUGGAAUAUAUGUGAUGCACUACAAGUAGAGUUUCACUUUUAUUCCAGCCGUGUCUUGAUUAUGCAGUCUUAAUUCCUGUUUGAUAUUUGUAUAUUAUCAAAUAUCUAAUACAUCAGGACUUUUGCUUUUGCCAAUUCUUAACUAUACAAUUGCUGAACAUAGCUUUCUAAAAUAGAAAUCUUAUCAUAAACCCAGUAUGACUACAGCAAUAGUAGCCUGAACCCUAGAUUCUAGAAUCUAGUAGAUUUGCUUAUAGUAGCUUAUCAGGACAAGUUUUCUUUAAAAGAGCAAAUUGGUUAUUAACACAAAUUAGGAAAUAAUGCAAAUUAGCAAUAAAAUACAAUAGUGUAGCAUUAUAGAUUAUGGCCAGAUACUAACUGCUUUGACCAUACUAUCCCAAUGACAAUAAAAGAUGAUCUUUGCUUUAAAAAUUCACUAAAUUGGUACUUCUUGCUAGACAAAACAGUAAGUGUCAUAAUCCAGUGAUUGGAGUUGAUUUUCAAGAUGGAUAGCCAUGGAGUUAGGUACAGUUAGUUUGAACUGAUAAAUAUUAACCAUAAAAUUUUUGAAAAUUGGUCAAAAUAGUGCUCUACUUAACAUUGUACUUUUAUGACUUCUGAAACAACACUCCAUUUUCCAAAAAUCACAGGCUAGGGAGCCAAUAAUUUUGUAGUAAUGAAUCUUUAUACUAAAUAUGGAAAAAGAAAUCCUGAAUUUUUAUGUACAUAUAUAGGUCAUUUUAUAAAUGUCUGAGUCACCAUAUAUAUAAUAUAUAUACAGCCAUAUGUAUAAUAUGUAAAAUUCUCCCCAAAUACAUGAAUAAUAAAACUAAAUAUGGUCACCCAUGUAACUAUAGCUAGUGAUCUUAAAUGUUUACUCCCAGAUUCUUAGACAUUCUGAAACCUUUUUCACAUUGUUUUCUAAGGCUCUAGUUUUACCUUGAGGCAGAUACUAAUCUUCCUGAAAAAUAUUAAGCUCAGAAGAUUAUUAUAACUUAAUUUCUUUAAGCAAAAAGGACAGAGUUCUAGAUGGCAGCCUCUUAGUAAAUACUUAUUUAAACUUUAAAUGAAUUUGUGAUAUGGUUCAGGCUUAGAGAUUAUGGUAACUGCCCUCCUCUUGUUCCAGUGGAUUUGCUGUGAGAAUUCAUGUAAUAACAUCUGUAAUGUAUUUAAGUUCUUGAGCAAAAUUCAGUAUUCUAAAUAAUGGGAUCAUUGUAUAUAUAAAAGUGAAUAUUCACAAACUUUUAAGAAUAUAGUCAACUAAUAAUUCAGCAUCAUUUUUUGAGUAUGCAUUGUAUAUCUUAAGAAGAUAACAAUUCUGUAAUUCCUUAAGGUAAGAUUAUUUUUAAAUUACAUUUUUGUUAGCCUCAAGUUUUAUUCAUUUUUUAAUAUGUCCUAUAAUUCAUUAUGUUACCUUUGUGUUCCUGGAAUGAUUUAGUGCAGAAACAGAAAUAAGUCUUUAAUAUACUAAAAAGUGAAGGAAUGAUAUCUCAUUUCUAAGGUAAGAAUUUUAAAGCAUGGUUUGUACCACUUCCGUAGUACAUUGCACUACUUUCUUUAAAAUAAUCUCUUUUGUUAAAAAUAGAGAUGGUGUACUUCUACUAGCUGAGAUCCUAAUUCUGAUUCUGACCAUGCGACCUUUGAUAAAAUUUAUAUUUCCCUUUACUUUUAAUAUUCCACCCGUUAAAUAGGGCUAGCUUAAUAUUUGUCUUCACCUUAAAUUACAAGAAGUAAUUUGUAACUCUGAUGUGAUGAAUGCUAGACUGGAGAAUCCUUAUUAGGCUACUUUAUUUAUUAUAUGUAUUCACUUAUAUUGAGGUUGUUUAUCUUUUAGUUCAUUUAAAAUGUAUCUCUUCAGAGGUAGUAUAAUGAAUAGAACACACCAUUCAAGAAUCCUCCCUCUAAUUUUAAAACAGCUCUGAGGAGGGUCUGUUCUCUCUUGUGGCCUUGGUCAGGAGGUCCAUUUUAGUUUAGAAUCGCACUCUCAGUCCAAACCUUUAACAAAUUCUUCUUACAAAUCAAAUAAAAUUUAAGCAAUCUAGUACUCUGACAUUCAAGAAAUUCUGAACUUUGGCCCUUAAAGCUGCCCUACCUUAGUUCUUAUGCCUGAAAUUUAUCAUUGCAGCCCUAUUGUUUAACCCAUAGUAUUAAGUUUAGAAGGCAUCUGUUUCUUUAUAGGGAGAACUGUUGUUAGGUCCAAUUAGUGUGGACCUUGAAUCAGACAUGAAGACAUCUUAGUUGCAUUCUCUUUUUAAUUGCUUCACGGCUGCUGGCUGAUAAUACAGUGCUGUGAUAAAUCUGACUUUCCUCCACACACCAAAGUCAGCCAGAAGUGACCGUUCCUUCCCUUUUCUUCCCUACCAGUUUUUCCUAAUUCCCAGCACAAACUGAAUGAACACAUCUACAAUGAACAUAAAUGCUGCUUCGUACAUAGGAGAGUAAAUGACUCAGUGCUUGUAAACGUUCUUGAGUCCCACUGAAUAGGUACUGUUGCUUCCACAAAGCAGAAGCCAAAAGGUCUUAUUUUAACAGUUGGAACUAGAGGUCUUUGUUGCACUUCAGCAACAGCAGAGGGUAGAAACACACAAAUACGACAGGCCAUACCUGACAUUAGUCUUUCUUCAUAUUGGUCAAGGUGGCCAGGGAGCUUAGAGGAAGUGGAAAAAAGCAGAGCAUUCAAAACUCCUCAGCUAUAAAUUACCACUGUUAAAGCAGAAGUCAUCAGCACUUAAAAUAUGUGAUCUUCAUCGUAUUCCGAAAUAAGAGAGGCAGGCAAUAGUAUAGCAAUUGCCUUGAAGACCUAGAGCUUGUUCUGGUGAACAUGGUCCAAAUGAGGAGUACCUUCACCUUUUCAGGUCGAACCAGAUUUGAGGAAUAGCUCAUCUCCAACUGUAAUUUAAGUAUAAGAUAAAUAUUCCUUUUGGCUAUGUGUCCUCUUUUAAAAAGAACGGACUCCUGUUUCUUUGCUAACAUUGAUUUUUAAGGAAGUGGGAUCUAGGGUUUUGCUGGAGAAGAAUGCCAAACUAGGGUUUGGCAACAAGUGUAGUUUUCUGCAUGUUGAGUUACUUUAGAGCCCAUGGUGAGUAUUUGAUGUGAAAACCUUGCUUUGGGGAUUUUUUUUUUUUUUCCAUUUCAGUUUGGUGUAUCUUUAUGUUGAACACAAAUGCAUGCUCUUUUUAACCUCUAGUCUUUGAAAUAAUUGUAGAACUUUUUUUUUAAUGGAGGGCAAACUGCUUGUCAGCAAUCUAAAAAUAAAAGCUGAACAAGCUGCUUAAGUCUCUGAUGAAAAAGUUUAAAAAUAAAAUUUUAUUGCUACUGCCUUCCAAGUAAUUGUAUUACUAGUUCCUGUAUAAAAGAAACAUUACUGCUGCCUUUGUAUAAAUAAAAUUUUCCUGCAGUACAAUUAAGUAUUGAUUUUUCAGAAACUGUCCCUAUAAAUUUUUCUUUUCACAUAUUUCCAUAUGCUGUCCAAAACAAACAUUAUUGAAAUGUUGAACAUGUGAGAUUGUAUAUUCCAAGUAAAAUAUUUUUGUACAUAUAAAAAUACUGCAAAAAUGUAGUGUUUCAUUUAUAGGUAGAACUAAGGUUUAGAGAUGAUCAAAUACAGAGGAUAUCAGAUUUGCUUUGGUAAUUUCUUUUAAAUGCUAAUAAUCUCUACAGAAAGCCUGUAAUAACAUUUAGUUUUUCCCACCAAAAUAAAUAUAUAAAUUUUUCACCUGCUUCUCUUCUUUAACAAGGAAACCCUAACUAUUGUUUCCUCUAUCCCAGCCCAAGCCAUUUGGUGGCUUUCAAAGGUGACGUACUCAAGGAAAAAAUGGCAGAGACAGGGAAGAUUAAAAUAUAGGAUCAAGAAAAGGCCUCUGUGCUUAGAUGACAUGAGAUGCUAGGACGAGCUAGCCAAGCAGGAAAAUCCCAGGUGGGAAAGACAGCACCUGCUGGGGCACAGCUCAGCCCUGAGGCCUGCAAUGGAAAAGGGAGGUGGACCCACCAGGCUGGCCAAGAGGUGGAGGCGUGACUGGGUGAGUGCGGGAAGCCGGUGUCCACAACAGGUACUUUGCAACUCGUUCUCAAGCUAAGUUUCUGGGAUUUCAUGCCUCGUAUUUCAGAAAUUGCUAGUCUAGUGUACUUCUCAUGUCUCCCAAAGAAUUUGGUUUUAGAUUGUUCACUUUCUUCUUACACUGUCCGUUUUCUCACUGCAGUAAAAAAUUACCACAAACUUCACAGCUUUAAACACAAACUCAGUUCUGUAGGUUGGAAAUCCAAUACAGGUCUCACCUAAGUGAAAUUGAGACAUUUCCCGGGGCCUGCCCUGGCUCUCACCGCUGGAGAGAGAAUCUGCUUCCAGGCUCCUGCAGGCUGUUGGCAGAUUACAGUUCCAUGCUGGUGUAGAACUGAGGUCCCUGCUUCCUUACUGGCUGUCACAUGGACUGCACUCUUGUUCUUGAACUGACCUCCAUCUCAGAGCCAGCAACAACACUGAAUCCUUCCUAUGCCUCAUCUUUCCUGCAUUUUCUUUGGCCAAGUCUCUCGCUGACUCUUGUGCCUUCUAAGGGCCCUACCAGAUAAUCCAGGAUAAUCUCCAUCUCAAGGUCUGUCACCUGAAGAACACAUGUAAAGUCCCUUUUUGGCAUAUAAGGUAACAUGUUCACAGGUUCCAUGGACACCUGAGGAACCCUGAUAGGGCCACAGCACACUAGCUGAUAGAAAUGUUUCUUCCUGUACCACUUGUGAAAGACAAGUAGUCAUGGAAACAUCUGAGUGAAGGUGGCUUUCCACUUCUGUUGUUCUGGGAAAUAUUCUGUUUUCUGUUUUCUAGGUAUCUGGGCUACCAGAACUUGUUUACAAAUGUAAAUGUACAUUUGCAAUUAAUAAUCGUAUAUAGUGAAGAGGAUACCAGUUACUUAGAAGAGCCUUUUGGACGCCCACUCAAACAUGCCCAGCACUACUUUGCCCACCAUAUCACAGUGGGGUCUGCUAAGGAGUGGCAAUAACUGAGGGGCUGGGAUCACCUGUAGCAGCAUAAGGCUACAUCCUUUUUAAUUGCAGAUUUUUAAAACACAGUCCAACAGGGUGACUGGCUGAUAAUUGUGGAAAGGGCCAGAUGCCUUAGUUGCCUGUUUGAUGUAACCCAAACUUUUGGCAUGUGCUGGGAUGGUGUCUUUUCUUUCUGCCUGAAGCUGAUCUUUAGUUUUUGUUGCUUUUGGGGUUUUUUGGCUUGGCUUGGCUUGGCUUGGCUUGGCUUGGCUUGGCUUUGGUUGGUGGUUUUUCAUUUAGAGGUUAAUACAUAUAAAAUUACAACGGGAAUAGAAGGGUAACCCCCCCACCCCCAACCUCUUAUCCCAACUUCUAAAUCCUCUCCCCAAAGGAACCACUGUCCAGUUUCUUGUGGACUCCAAGGAGCUUCCCACUGCAUUGUGAUACAUGUGUAUGUGUUUACACAGAUAGAUUCUCCUUACAAAAUCUGUAUAAAACUUACUUCAGAAAGUCAGACAAAAAGGCAUGUACAGUGCCACUGUUGGAGCACUGUUUUCACCUUGGCAGAUUCCCUUCCAGUUUGUUAUAAGGUGCUCCUUAUGUCGCCACACAGUGCACAGCUCUCCUGUUUUUCAUGUAUUGGAAGUAUUUGCGUAAGAUUUAGUCUCAACUGAGGUGAUGAAAGGGUUAUUUUGCUUCAUUUCUUCCGU
Mirounga angustirostris (Northern elephant seal) is the source of this 10188-nucleotide messenger RNA. RefSeq names its product protein associated with LIN7 2, MAGUK p55 family member (gene PALS2). Gene Ontology annotation, cellular component: plasma membrane; cell-cell junction. Gene Ontology annotation, molecular function: protein binding. The coding region runs from base 289 to 1953 and encodes 554 amino acids. The transcript has 13 exons. NCBI's taxonomy places the organism in Eukaryota, Metazoa, Chordata, Mammalia, Carnivora, Phocidae. The record is from RefSeq and is a predicted model, not a curated record.